Molecule: messenger RNA, 4309 nt
Organism: Myxocyprinus asiaticus (Chinese sucker)
Lineage: Eukaryota; Metazoa; Chordata; Actinopteri; Cypriniformes; Catostomidae
Gene: eme1
Product: essential meiotic structure-specific endonuclease 1
Exons: 9
Coding region: 266-1927 (553 amino acids)
Biological process (GO): replication fork processing; mitotic intra-S DNA damage checkpoint signaling; resolution of meiotic recombination intermediates
Cellular component (GO): Holliday junction resolvase complex; nucleus
Molecular function (GO): nuclease activity; DNA binding
Source: RefSeq, a predicted model, not a curated record
UAGUGAGUAUUUUAACGUUAAUGAAUUUGCCCCAUUCACUUCCAAUGUAAAUGCCUCAUUGUAACCCAGAUUUGUUUUGUUUGUUUGUUUUUGGGGGGUUUUUUUAAGAAAAGGAGGGUCAAGUCAAUUUUAUUUUUUUAUUUUUUAUUUCUUUGGUAAUCAAUAUUAUGCCACAAAUGCUGUCGAUUGAGCUAAAGUUGUAUUGAACCCGGAACAUUCCUUUAACUGUUUUGUUGCAUGUAGAUCAUUGUACUGACAUCUCAGCAUGACCUGCAUCAAUGGACCUGGAUUCCUCCUAAGUGACAGUGACUCCAGUGAUUCAGAGGAGCUGCCUGUGUUUGAUUUCUCACAGAUAAAACCAAAACAAGUUAACUUGGUGGUUUUAGACAGUUCAGGCUCAGAAAUAGCACCUGUUACUGAUCCAGUUUUAUCAGAGGUCCACGUUUCCUCUGGAGCUGCUGGACGGGACAUCUUGAUGGUCAGCAGUGACAGCGAGGAGGAGGCCAUUAUCCCCUUAGCUGUAAGACUGAAACAGAAACGGCAUGGUCUGGCUACAGCAGCCACUCGCGCAGAGAAGUACAAGGCUUCUAAUGGAUGUUCACACCUCUUCCAGGAUGUUCCAGCUACAUUGCCUGCACAUAUCAACCCUGAGGCCCAGCCAGUAGAACAUAAGAUCUUUAACACUAUAACAAGGCAGUGCAGCUCUGAAUAUGAUGCACCAUACCUGACCAUUGCACCACCCCCUGUAGGGGAGAAUGGCACUUACCUGGUCAAAUGCAAGAAAACCCCAGCAGAAGUGGAGGCUGCCAGACAGGAAGCCCUAAGGAAAAGAGCCAUGCGAGAGCAUCAGCAGGAGGAGAAGGAGAGGGUGAGAAUGGAAAAGAAAGCUCUUGCUGAUGCUGUAAAAGCCCUGAGGCCAGACGAGUGCAUCAAACACAUCGUGGUGAUGGUUGACCCUGGCCUGCUGCAGCUAGAAGGUGGCGGAUCUCUCCUGACUUCCCUGCAGGCUAUGGGAUGCAGCUGUGCUAUAGAGAAGCAGUCUCUUCCUUGCAGUGUCACCUGGGCUCGACGCUCACCCUACCCUCAGACUGGUGAGAUGCUGUCCAUUCCAGAGUCACAUGCUGUAAUCCAAGUUCCAGUGGAUAAAUUUGUGACCAUGAUUAACAACUACUGCAAGAGGCAAAACAAUGGUAUGUCGACUGAAAGUGGCAUAUCUCUGACCUCCUGGACUCAAGGAAUCAUGAGCAGAAACCCAGGCAGAACACUAAGCCUGGUUGUGAUUGACAUGGAGAAGUACUAUAAAUCACAGAAUUCAAAAUGCCAGAAGAAAUACCGUGAGGCAGUGCUGGGAGGGGACAUGGGACUUCAGGGUGGGCAGAAAAAGAAAAGAAAGAAAGAUGAUAUCAAUCAGCUUCCUGAGGUCUCACGAGUGCAGGUGGAGGAGGCUUUGAUAGACCUGCAGCUGCACACUGGGGUGCAGGUCCAUUUUUUCUCGAACUGGAAGGACUUCACUGAUUAUAUUACCAUGUCAACCAAAGCAGUAGCAGAGGCACCAUUCAAGCGGGAGCGAGAGAAGACGGGAUUCACGUUUUGUUUGGAGAGUGAAUGGGCAGGGGGUUUAAAGGUGGACCGUGCAGGGAUUGGUCUUUUGCAGGUUUGGAAGAGGCAAAUCCAGCAGUUAAACCGUGUCAGCCCUGAUAUGGCCAGUGCUAUACUCAGUGCCUACCCCUCUCCUCAGCUUCUUGCUCAGGCAUAUGCAAAGUGCAAAUCAGAGCAUGAAAAAAUUGGCCUGCUGUCAGACGUGCUUAUUCGACGUGGAGAGGGUGUAACGUCUACAACACGCAGAGUUGGUCCGGAGCUUUCUAAACGGCUAUUUCUUCUGAUGACAUCAUCCAAUGCCCAGCAGCCCCUUGAUUCUGCAGUAUAGAUUCCUCUGUCUGAAAUAUCAAAAGCCCUUUGUUACAGUGUCUCAUGUUUUGGUGCAUUUUAUAUAACUGUAAAAGGUUUAAUAUUUAUUAGAGUUAGAAUAUUUUAUAAUCUACAAGCUUUUCAAUGUGAUAUGUGUUUGUUCUGACUAUACAUCAUUGUUAUUAAAUGUUUCUUAAAGUACCUUAAAAUAAUAUUACUUUGCCUCCAUCAGAACUAGUUAUUCACAAAUUUCCUUGGUUCAUAACUUUAUGUACCUUUAUGUACUGGAGAGGUAAGCCUUGAAAGUUUUUCUAUUCUUGGAAUUUUCUGUCCAUCCCAAUGGCAAAUAGCCUUGGACGUCAAGAAGCCUUUUCAGGGUACAUCCGAAAUACAGCAGGUUCUCAGAAAUGCUAUAUGCUUGCAGUUUUUCACUUGACACUGACCUGCCACUUUGCGGUUUGUUAAGAACUAUAGGUCAAACCCGAGCCAUUUCCUUUAGAAUUCUGUCCCUCGAGUUAUAUCUUUACACACUCUAACAGUGUUAGACAGAGCUUGCCUUUAGUAAUUGCAGAAUCAACUGUUUCUGUUUUGGCACUUUUCCUGUUUAAGACACUGCAGCACAACUUCCAGAACCAAAAUGGCCUCUUAAACAUGCUGUACUCACUGUUUAAGGACUGUAGAGGCUCAUGGCUCAUUUCCAGCACAUUAGAGAAAGGCACCUGACCAAGGAGAGCCAUGUUGCCUGAAACGAGCUGUGGGGUAACAAGCCGUUAAAUGUGCUUAAGAGAUGAGCUGCAUGCUUCAUCCCUGUCCCUGAAGGCAGUAUUUCUUCUACAGUUUAAGGGAUGGCAUAGCAAACUAUAGCUAGUGGGUAUUCGCUUGGGCCGAAAGGAAUUAUUUUAGCAGAAUUAAGACAGCUUAAAAAGGGAUCACCUUGGAGUGAUUGUUUAGCUGAAUAGUAUGAAAUCCAAUUUUCGUGUACUCCAAAUGCAGACUAUAAUAACUUUUAUGACCUAGUCUCUGCAGAGCUAACAUCUCCACUGGCUUGUAACAGUUUGAAUAGGACUUAAAUUUCCAAAAAGCAGUUACAGGGUAUUACGACUUGUUGGAUAUCAAAAACAUUGUAACUUGUCAAAACUGAAUGUUAUGAGGAAUAGUUUCCCCAAAGAUGGGAAAUUAUACUUGCUCUCUUGAUGUAUGCCAUUUGUUCCAAAUGCACCAAAGCAAAAUGAUCUGUUCAAGUGCAGUGGGUCGGUUUAUUUUUUUCCAAUGUGCUUUUGAAUUUGAAUCAUGGCUAUUCCAGAUGAUAGAUUGGCCCCCUAUAAACCAUUUCUGUUCAGCAGAGCAGCAGGCGCUCUCAUUUCUGCUGCACAUCUGAGAUUCUUCCUGCUUCUUGUUGGCGAUUAAUAAGUUUUGGGAGUGGUGGUAGGUCACCGCCGGCCCCCUUCACUCAAAGUCAAUAGAGUGGCAAACAAAGCAGGGCUGUUAGUCACUGUCUUUCUGUUCAUAUUCUCAACUCGGCUAAUCCUUUGGACAAAUGUGCCUUCUAAUCGGCCGGCACACAAGACAGAGUGCCACAGGCAGUACUGUUUACAGUUUUGUGAGACCGUUUUGUUACAGUUUUUUGUUUAUACUCUUGGGUAGUAGGUGCCUUUCCAAUUCCUUAGGCUACAGAAAUGCCAAAAAAAUGCCACCUAUUCUGCUGGCCCUGUGUCAACCAUGGUAUAACAAAAUUCAGCAUCAGUUCCUAUAUUUUAAAUAAUGCAUUAUCUCGGGGUCUGUGUAGCUCAGCAAGUAUUGACGCUGACUACCACCCCUGGAGGUGCGAGUUAUAAUCCAGAGCGUGCUGAGUGACUCCAGUCAGGUCUCCUAAGCAACCAAAUUGGCCCGGUUGCAAGGGAGGGUAAAGUCACAUGGGGUAACCUCCUCAUGGUCCCUAUAAUGUGUGGUUCUUGCUCACGGUGGGGCACGUGGUGAAUUGUGCGUGGAUGCUGCUGAGAAUAGCGUGGGCCUCCACACGUGCUACAUCUCCGCGGUAACUCUCUCAACAAGCCACGUCAUAAGAUUUGCGGACUGAGGGUCUCAGACACGGACGCAACUGAGAUUCGUCCUCCGCCAUCCGGAUUUAGGCGAGUCAGUACGCCAGCACGAGGACUUAAGAGCGUAUUGGGAAUUGGGCAUUCCAGGGGAGAAAAAAAAAUAAAAAAAAUUAUCUCAGGCAAAGAGAGCCCUGGGUAGUAUGGCAACAAGGCAAAGCAUCUGAUAUUAGCCUUGUAUAGUGUUCAGUGUGUGUUUUGCCUCCGUGCUGAGUGAAUCUGAGUGCUAAAACAACAAGAGAGAAUGUCAAAGGCUCUACAACCUAUUUCAGACACAAUUAGACCAGUCACUUUGGCAUUGGUUU